Molecule: messenger RNA, 3614 nt
Organism: Cuscuta europaea
Lineage: Eukaryota; Viridiplantae; Streptophyta; Magnoliopsida; Solanales; Convolvulaceae
Source: the annotation of a GenBank genome assembly
CCGAUUUUUGUGAUAAUAGUAGGCCUAGCGCAAAAUGGAAUUUUAUUAGUUUUUGCCCGUUAACCUGUUAUAAGCCUCUGGUUCCGGAGUGUAGAUGUUGCCCGACAUAUAUCGGAAAUAAGAAAGGAAAUCGGAAGAGGAAACAAGGAACUCAUCCCAGAGGAAAGUUUUCGACGAAAGAGGAGUCGAGUUCAUCUCUUGUUCUAAUUUCUUUCGCAAUUAUUCAGGCACGCUUGAAGCUUUGCCCGAUUUGUUUUUGGAGGCCGAGAGUGGCGAGAAGCAGAGCAGUAAGCUUCUCAAUCGUUCCUUCCUCUAAUUUCUGAAGGCACUCAAGGCCUGUGGCAGAGGCAGGAGACCGACAGUUUAGCCUUUGGUAGCCAGACAACUGCAUCAAAAUUGUGCCCAAUCUCACAUUUUUGUUUGAACCUAAUUUCUGUUUUUCAUAUCAGAGUCUGGGCCCUGUUUAUGACGCCAAAUUCCCCCCGUCAGUGUGCCUCUUAUAGUUUGUAUGUUUUGGAUGUUGCAACCGUUGGUGCAGUCAUGCAACCAGAAACUGUUUCUGUUCAGAUAGCCUGGCCGUCUUCAUUUUAUGCCCUUUGCGGAUAGUUUGCUACCCAUAAACUUUUCUCUUUCACAAGUUGAAAAAUUCAUACCCAAGAAGUGGCGACAAAGAGUUAAAGUGUCAGACAUUAAAAAGAAUAUUGAAUCCCUUGUUUCUAGUUCUCAUGAACCUGUAAGGACUCAGAUACCCUAUGAUGAAUCAAUGGUGGAUUGCUUACUAUCGACUUUGAAGGAUUUUGUAAGUGAAGGUCAUUUAUUGAAAGCUUUUAGAACUUUUGGUCUUAUUCAGUUGAAUGUACCCUCACAAUCUCCAUGUCACACAGUGCUACAUUCCUUAUCAUCUCUCUUCCAAUGUUGCACGGAACUUAAGUCAUUUAGUGAGGGCAAACAGCUACAUGCCUAUGCUAUUACUUCUGGUCUUGGACACCAUGCCAUGUUGGUUCCUAAAAUAAUCACCUUCCACACAACAUUUGGUUUACUUCUUGAUGCUCACAAAGUGACUGAAACAUCAAAUGUUUUGCAUCCUUUGCCAUGGAACCUUCUCAUUUAUUCCUAUGUAAAAGUUAGGCAGUAUGAUGAUGUUCUAUCUGCUUAUAAGCAAAUGGUAAGUAAGGGAGUUUGGCCAGAUAAAUUCACCUAUCCAUCCGUUCUCAAGGCUUGUGGAGAACAGGCAUAUCUUUCUUUUGGAAGGGAGGUUCACAAGUCUAUAGAUGCUAAUUCUCCGAAAAGAAACUUGUUUGUUGAUAACGCUUUACUGUCAAUGUAUGCUAAGUGUGGGGAACUGGAUAUUGCUUGUCAGAUCUUUGAACGAAUUCCAGUUAAGGAUGCUGUUUCUUGGAACGCGAUGAUUUCUGGAUAUGCCUCUAAUGAUAUGUGGAGUAAAGCCUUUGAUCUUUUCGAAAGAAUGAUUUCUAAAGGUAUUGAGCUGAAUAAUAUCACUUGGAAUACCAUAGCUAGCGGGUGCACAAAAACGGGCAACUUUGAAGGUGCUUUUGAGUUGCUCUCUCGGAUGAGAAAUUGUGGGUUUGUGUUGGAUCCUGUGGCUGUUCUUAUAGGUCUAGGAGCAUGUUCUCAAACUGGUUUGAUAAGGAUCGGGAAAGAAAUUCACUGUUUGGCCAUUCGGAGUCAUUUUGAGGAUUUUGAUAAUGUAACAAAUGCAUUGAUUACCAUGUAUGCUAGAUGCAAAGAUCUAAAACAUGCAUAUAUUCUAUUUCAGUUGAAAGAGAGAAAAAGUAUAGUUUCCUGGAACUCGAUCAUAUCUGGAUUUGCACAUUGUGGUAGAUACGAGGAAGCCUCAUUCUUUUUUCGGGAAAUGUUGUUUUGCGGAUUUGAACCAAAUUAUGUGACAAUAGCAAGCAUACUUCCAUUAUGUGCUCGGGUUGCGAAUCUCCAACAUGGAAGAGAGUUUCACUGUUAUCUCUGUAAGCAUGAAGGGUUUCAGGAACAAUUGAUAUUAUGGAACUCUCUUCUGGAUAUGUAUGCAAGAUCAGGAAAAGUGUAUCUAGCCAAAAAUCUAUUUAAUUAUAUGAGCAAGAAAGAUACAGUGACAUACACUUCAUUAAUAGCUGGAUAUGGUGUCCAAGGAAAUGGAAAAGAAGCGAUUAGACUUUUCAUGGACAUGAUUAGGUCCCACAUAAAACCAGACCAUGUCACCAUGGUUUCCAUAUUAUCAGCUUGUAGUCAUUCUGGUCUUUUAGACCAGGGAGAGAAACUAUUUGAACUGAUGCAAAGCGUUUAUGGCAUAACUCCUCAACUGGAGCAUGUUUCCUGUAUGAUUGAUCUCUAUGGAAGGUCAGGUUUACUAAAAAAGGCUCAACAUAUUAUCAUGAAGAUGCCAUUUGAGCCAACGGAGGAAAUGUGGGCCACACUGAUUGGGGCAUGCAGAAUCCACGGGAACACCGAGAUUGGUGAGUGGGCAGCCGAGAAAUUGCUGGAAAUGAGGCCAGAUAAUUCUGGGUACUAUGUUUUGAUAGCAAACAUGUACGCUGCUGCUGGUAGUUGGAACAAACUGGCUAAAGUAAGAACCUUAAUGAGGGACUCAGGUGUGAGGAAAGAUCCAGGCUGUGCUUGGAUUGAUAUGAAGGCUGGUUUUUCCUCCUUCAUGGUUGCAGACACCACAAACAGUCAAAGAUUGGAAAUUUAUUCUCUGUUGGGAGGGCUGACUAGGCAAAUAAAAGACGCUUCACACUCUUCUAAUGAAGAGUCGACAUCAGAUGAAGAAGAAGCUUAUGAGGCAUUGGCUGCGUAGAUCUUUGACGAGCCAGAUCGUCUGAACUGACGGUUCACACUUUUCUUGUUGAUUACUUGAUUGUUUGUUGGAAAUGUUUCUAUUGAAUACAGCUAUCUAAAUCUGAGAUAAUGAUUUUGUGAAUUUAAAAUGAGUAAUGAUUACCAUUUCAUCAUUCACACAAAUCGAUAAAUUAUUAGAUGACUUAUCGACUGUCUUGCUGGAGGAUUAAUAUCACAAAACUGGAGACGAACCAGACUAGGCUCUUAUAUUUUCUUAUUCAGAGACUUGAGCCAAUUGUAUGCUUCAUCUUUCAUUUUCAUAGUGGUUUAUGUCUGCAGUUUGGAAAGAAAAGCCACCCAGAAUGUGCUAGGUUCUCCCUAGACGGGCAAUUUCUUGUCUCCUGCUCUGUUGAUUGAUUUAUCAAGGUAUGGGACCACUUAAAUGGAAAAUUAAAGAUGGAUCAUCAAUAUCAGGCUGAUGUGUAUAACAGUUGUAAACCGAUUUUUCAAAGCUCUAAGCUUUCCAUUCGGGAGAAAAUGGUGGAUAGUGUCUACAGUACGUCAGAUUCUUCCAGAGAACUACUUGGUAAUUAGUACAUAACGUUACAUGGUUAUUUGGUUGCAUAUGACAAUGUCAAGCAGCGGAUUGGAUGGACAAAAUCAAACUGUGCCAUACCAAAAAGAUUUAUGAGUUUUCCAUUUCCUAGAGACAUCUUUGUAUGCAAAGCUUUCUAGCAGUUCCGAUGUAAUUAGUUAGUUAAUUAAUUAUAGAUGUAAUAUGGGUUAUACAGUACCAAGGUGAUGCACAUAUAUUAAUAAAUGCA